Solanum lycopersicum (tomato) is the source of this 1462-nucleotide messenger RNA. RefSeq names its product zinc finger protein 10. The record is from RefSeq and is a predicted model, not a curated record. Lineage: Eukaryota; Viridiplantae; Streptophyta; Magnoliopsida; Solanales; Solanaceae.
ACUGUUUCUAUAUUUGAAGGCCGACUAAAAACAAAAGAGUAGCUGCAUGAGAGGGUCUAUAGAGUACCCACCACUCCACCUUCCUCUUCCCUAACUUAAAACAACUUUUAGCUCAAUAUCCUUCAUUUGAUGUCUUCUUCAUCUAUUCCCUACAAUAUUAUUCUCUAUUGGUCAAAUAUUUAGCAAAUAGGAUAAUCACAACUCUGUUUAUCCCUUGAUUCUUCGUUUUCAAGAAUAUUUGUGAGGUGAAAUGGAGCAAACAAGAUAUUGGAUGAGCACAAAGAGAAAACAUGACAUGACAUUAUCAAAUAAUCCUUCAUCGUAUGGCGAUUCGUGGGAGGAACAAGCUUUUGCUGAAGAUGCAGCUGGAGCACUUGGAGGGUGUAUAUGGCCACCAAGAUCUUAUACUUGUAGCUUUUGUAGAAGAGAAUUUAGGUCAGCUCAAGCUCUAGGUGGCCAUAUGAAUGUUCAUAGAAGGGAUAGAGCAAGAAUGAAACAAUCUCCUCCAUCUAAUAGUCCAAGUGUUCAUGAUCAUCAAGUAUUUAUUCCUCCUACUCCUCCUCUUCAUUCUAAUCAUCAUCACAAUAGCCAUGUUCAAUACCCUUCUCAAAUUUGUAAUACCUUUAUGUAUAACCCUAAUUCUGACUCUGCCUCUGGGGUUCCAAUUAGGGUUUCUUCUCAAAAGACCUUAGAAACUCAUCAUCAUUCUUCUUUGUCAUCAAUUGUCCAUGAAGAGAAAAAGAAUAGCUUGUCUUCAUCAUGGUCAAACUUGGUGGCUGACAAAUAUUCUUGUCUCUCUAGUGUGAAAAAUGAUGAAGAGAAGAAGAUGAAAUCUAUAGAUUUCAAAAAAGAUCAAGAGAGGAAUCUUGAAGUCAUGAUAGACUCAAGCUUUAGGGCAAAACAUGACCAUAUUGUUGAACCUAAUUACAAAAGGAGGAAAGUUGAUCAAGAAGAUAACAUUUCAUUUGCAAAUCUCUUCCCUAGAACAAGUUCAUCAAUCGAAAGGUGUCGUCCCCAAUCAGAAGCACUUGAAAGGAUCCCUAGUGCAAUAGAAGAAUUGGAUCUUGAGUUGAAGCUUUGAAAAAUCCAAAGGUAUCUCCAAGAAAGCUAAAAACAAGAUGAUCGAUGCAUUCUAGGUGUCUAGAUGAAGGAAUUUGUCGAGUUCUCAAAUCAUGAUAUAUACUGUGUGAAAAUAUAAUUAAGUAAAUAAGAAUGUGUUCUUUCUGAUUUAAGUUUUAAGAUGAGAUAGUCACACACACUUCAAUAGUUACACAUUAAUUGAUGAUUGGUACUUUUGAUGACGACUCAGGUUUUCAUAUGAGAUGGUCACACACUUCAACAGUUAAUUACAAACUAUUUGAUUGAUGGUUACUAGAAAGUUAAAAGAAGUUUAACUUUUGGUUUAAGAAACAACCUCAAGGGUGUAUAUUUAGGGCUGCCUACAAAUUAAUGGUCUUUAUAU